This is a messenger RNA of Adineta steineri, 300 nucleotides long. The record is from the annotation of a GenBank genome assembly. NCBI's taxonomy places the organism in Eukaryota, Metazoa, Rotifera, Eurotatoria, Adinetida, Adinetidae.
AUGGCAUCUCUUAUUAAAUUGGCAACAAAAUUAGCGAUUGUCGGAGGUGCUACUGUACUUGUUGUUAAUCACGAAGUAUUUGGUGCGAAUAAAUAUACUCAACAAAUCAUCAAUGAAGUUCGUACAAAAUUACCCGAUACAGCUGAAGCUUUCGAUCAAAUUCCUACUAAACAAGAACUUAAUAAUAGUCUUGUGGAAAGUUGGAAUUCCGGUGUUCAAAAAACAUUUAAAUGGAUUGCUGAUGCACCAACACACACAUCUCAAUUAGUUUCUAGUGUCUCAGACAAAAUCAAAGGCUAA